AUGGCCAGGGCCCGGAGCUGGCAGCAGAGCCCUUGGGAUGUCGUGCUCCUGGUGCUGCUGUGCACGGGCAGCUGCCAGGCUCAGAGGGACUGCACGGGCGCCGAGUGCCAGCCGCUGGAGAACUGCAUCGAGGACGUGCUGGAGCCCGGCGAGUGCUGCGCCACGUGCCUGCAGCAUGGCUGCACCUGCGAGGGAUACCAGUACUACGACUGCGUCAACGUGGGCUUUGUCAACGGCAAGGUGCCCGAGGGACAGUCCUACUUCGUGGACUUCGGCAGCACCGAGUGCUCGUGCCCCAAGGGAGGGGGCAAGAUCAGCUGCCAGUUCAUGCUGUGCCCAGAGCUGCCCCCGAACUGCAUCGACGCGGUGGUGCCGGCGGAUGGGUGUCCCCAGUGCGGCCGCAUCGGCUGCCUGCACGAGGGACAGAAGUACGUGGCGGGGCACACCUUCCACAUGCCCCCCUGCAAGGUGUGCCACUGUCCCAACGCCGGCGGGGAGCUGAUGUGCUACCAGCUGCCGGACUGCGACGCGUUCUCCCUGAACACGGCCAGCCCGGGGGACGUCGAGGACGGAGAGCCCGAGAGGCACUACGACGAUCCCUACAGCUACGACCAGGAGGCCUCCGAGGGAGACAACGCCCAGGUAGAGUCUCCAAAGAAGUACAGGAGUUACUCGUCCCACCUGGAGCACGAGAGCGUCAGCCAGGAGCAGGGCGAGGACUACGACUACCUGGUGGCCAGCGUGGCUCCCUCAGCGCUGGCCACGGCCCACCCCCACACUCAGGGCACGGCGACACCCGGCCCCACCCCGGUGCCCAGGGGCCCGGCAGAGCCCCACGGUGCCACGGAGCGCGGCCGGAGGCUGCCCCGCACCACGGCACCCUCCCUCCAGAGGGUGACACACGAGGAGGUACCAGCCACCACCGGGGCUCCUCCACAGCACACCACGGCCACCACCGAGACACCGCAGCACCUGGAGGAGCUGGAGAGAAGGCCAAAAGGGAACAAAGAGAGGCACGAGCAAGAAAGAGCCCCCCACUCAAAAAUGAAAAAGCAUGCCAGGAAGGAAGAGCCAGAGAACAGCAUGUAUCAGGGCUUGAAAGAAGUGAACUUUACAGAGCCGAGCUCAACAAGGCCGUCCCAUGAAAGCCUCGGGGGGAAUGAUUUCCCCAAGGUGAAGUUCAGUGCAACAACCUCUCCUCCUGUGGCACUAAAGGAAGACCGUAGCCAGUCCUCCCCAAAGCAGUCGCAGACGCUGUAUCGUUACCAUCCUGAGGAGGAUGGGGACCCCAACUCCAUCCACGCUAACCCCAGGCUGCCAGAAGGUUCCACGAAGGAGUUGAUUGAGAGCUGCUGUGGAGCUGGCCAGCAGUGGGCUAUAGACAACGGGGAGUGCACAGAAAUCCCUGUAAGUGGAAUGGAUGGUGAUAUUUGCAGGAUUGCCCAGAAGCAGUGCUGCGUGUCCACGGUGAGGGAGAACAGCUGCCUGGCCGGGAUGCUCGCUGCCAAGGACGGGGACACGUGUGGCCCCGAGGACGGUGACCCCUGCACCGGCUCCUCCUACAAGCAAUGCUGUGAUUGCUGCAGCCUGGGCCUGCGCCUGAGGAGUGAGGGGAAAACCUGCGAGUCCAACAUCAACCUGGGCUACCCCUGCAGCCACGUGCUGCUGUCCUGCUGUGAAGGGGGGGAUCACUUCGUGCAUCCCGAGAUCAAACGGCAUCCUGAGCCUUUGCCAACCGUGACCCCUGAGAAGGUUUCAGAGAGGGAGGAUCACCACGAGGCGCUGUCCAUCAGCAGUGAGGCUGAGCUGUCCAACAGCCUGCCUGGAGAUGACCUGGAUGAGUGUCUGCUCUACGGGGGAGAGCUCUGCCAGCACCUGUGCAUCAACACUGUGGGUUCCUACAAGUGCUCGUGUUUCCCGGAGUUCACCCUGCAGGAGGAUGGCACCAGCUGCUCUCCAGACCCUGACAAAGGACAGGUGACCAGGCUGGAAGCCGAAGCCACCGUCCCUCCAGUAGCUUCUCCCUCCCAGCCCAUCCUCGUGGUGUCCUUGCAGGAAGAGCAGGACAAGUGCAAAGAUAAUGGCCCCUGCAAGCACCUGUGCAACAUUGUGGAAGGAGAUGCUGUGUGCUCCUGCAUGGCUGGGUACACGCUCAUGGCUGAUGGGGUUUCCUGUGAAGAUUUGGAUGAGUGCCUCUCAGGUGCUCAGGCUUGUUCCAGCGGACAAUUAUGUGAGAACACACUGGGAUCAUUCUCCUGUGUCAGCCCCAGUGGGAUGUGUGCAGAGGGCUUUAUUCUCAACAGGCAUAGGAAAUGUGUUGACAUCAACGAGUGUGUGACAGAGAGACACACCUGCCAGAGGAGAGAGCACUGUGUCAACACCAUGGGUUCCUUCCGCUGCCUGCAGGAGCUGAGCUGCCAGCCUGGCCACGAGCUGAAGGACGGGGAGUGUGUGGAUAUCGACGAAUGCGAGAGGGGAACUCACAGCUGCAAAGUGAACUUUGUUUGUCAGAACACAGAGGGGUCCUUCUACUGUGAGUCCAAGCAGCGCUGCAUGGAUGGGUUCCUACAAGACCCUGAGGGGAACUGUGUGGAUAUCAAUGAAUGCACGUCCCUUCCUGAGCCCUGUAAGCCAGGAUUCAACUGCAUCAACACCGUGGGGUCCUACACGUGCCAGAGGAACAUGCUGAGCUGCAGCAGAGGCUACCACUCCAACGAGGAGGGCACACGCUGUGUUGAUGUGGACGAGUGCCAGACUGGGGUGCACCGAUGUGGAGAGGGGCAGCUGUGCCACAACCUGCCCGGGGGCUAUCGCUGUGACUGCAAGACGGGCUAUCAGUACGACUCCUUCAGCCGCAGCUGCAUCGACAUAAACGAGUGCUGGAACUACCCCGGGCGCCUGUGCCAGCACACCUGUGAGAACACCCCCGGCUCCUACCACUGCACCUGCUCCUCCGGCUUCCGCCUCUCCUACGAUGGCAAGCACUGCGAAGAUGUGAACGAAUGCGAUAACAGUCCCUGCAGCCAGGAGUGUGCCAACGUUUAUGGUUCCUACCAGUGCUACUGCAGGCAAGGCUUCCAGCUGGCAGAAGAUGGGCAUUCCUGUAAAGAUAUUGAUGAGUGCACGCAGAGCGCCGGCAUCCUCUGCACCUUCCGCUGCCUCAACGUGCCUGGCAGCUACCAGUGUGCCUGUCCUGAGCAGGGCUACACCAUGGCAGCCAACGGCAGGACCUGCAGAGAUAUUGAUGAGUGUGCAAUAGGAACCCACAACUGUUCAGCUGCAGAGACUUGCUACAACAUCCAGGGCAGCUUCCGCUGCCUGUCCUUCGAGUGCCCUUCCAACUACAGGAAGGUGUCUGACAUGAGGUGUGAACGCAUCAGCUGCUUCAACUACCUGGAGUGCCAGAACACCCCGGUGCGCAUCACCUACUACCAGCUCAACUUCCAGACCAACAUCGUGGUGCCAGCCCACAUCUUCCGCAUCGGGCCCUCUCCUGCCUACGCCGGGGACAGCAUUGUCCUCUCCAUCACCAAGGGCAACGAGGAGGGCUUCUUCAGCACCCGCAGGCUCAACUCCUACACGGGCAUCGUCUACCUGCAGCGCCAGGUCAAGGAGCCCAAAGACUUCCUGUUGGAUGUGGAAAUGAAACUCUGGCGGCAGGGAACCUACACAACUUUUCUUGCCAAAAUCUACAUUUUCAUCACAGCUCAUGCCUACUGA
Messenger RNA from Cinclus cinclus, 3720 nucleotides. RefSeq names its product fibulin 2 (gene FBLN2). Gene Ontology annotation, molecular function: calcium ion binding. Lineage: Eukaryota; Metazoa; Chordata; Aves; Passeriformes; Cinclidae. The transcript is spliced from 17 exons. The coding region runs from base 1 to 3720 and encodes 1239 amino acids. Gene Ontology annotation, cellular component: extracellular region. The record is from RefSeq and is a predicted model, not a curated record.